Molecule: messenger RNA, 555 nt
Organism: Lucilia cuprina (Australian sheep blowfly)
Lineage: Eukaryota; Metazoa; Arthropoda; Insecta; Diptera; Calliphoridae
Product: ADP-ribosylation factor 1-like
Exons: 1
Coding region: 1-555 (184 amino acids)
Biological process (GO): intracellular protein transport; vesicle-mediated transport
Cellular component (GO): cytoplasm
Molecular function (GO): GTP binding; GTPase activity
Source: RefSeq, a predicted model, not a curated record
AUGUCUGAGAACAUAGAAGACCCAAUAGAUAGUCCAGAGGAAAACAUUGUAGAAAAACCAAAUGUAGAUUUGCUAAUGGUAGGCUUAGAUGAGGCUGGCAAAACUACUCCCCUCUACAAACUACUCAAAACAGAUAAUAAUGAUCUCAUCACCAUACCCACCAUUGGCUACAACAAAGAAACCAUAGAUUUUGAGGAUAAAAAUUAUACUUUCUGGGAUAUUGGUGGUCUUGAUACCGUACGCGUGCUUUGGAAAUUCUACAAAGAAAAUAAAGCAGCUGUUGUUUUUGUUAUUGAUGCUGCAAAUCGUGAACGUUAUGUGCAAGCUAAAUCUUUUCUGCACACAGUAAUGUGUGAUGAGGAUCUGUCUAAUGCCAUGUUAUUGUUGGUGUUAAAUAAACAGGAUAAACCGAAUUGUGCCACAGCUGAAGACAUGGAGCAGCAAUUGGAUAUGAAGAGCAUAAAACAACCAUGGUGCAUUGUUAACACUAGUGCAUAUGAUUGUCAAAGUCUUAAUAAUAUUAUGAUGAAUUUAAGAGAUUUGAAUUUAUUUUGA